Messenger RNA from Saccharomycopsis crataegensis, 3324 nucleotides. RefSeq lists its product as uncharacterized. The transcript has a single exon. Bases 1 to 3324 code for a protein of 1107 amino acids. The record is from RefSeq and is a predicted model, not a curated record. NCBI's taxonomy places the organism in Eukaryota, Fungi, Ascomycota, Saccharomycetes, Ascoideales, Saccharomycopsidaceae.
AUGGAUAAGAACAAGAGCAAAAGAGGUGGUAAAAACGGGAGAGGAGGUGGAACUAAUAAUACUCGAGGAGGUGGAAGAGGUAGUAGUGAUGGGAGACCUGCAGGGGAUCAUAGUCAAAGAAAUGGAAAAUAUGAGGAUAUAUAUCAACCUGGCAAAUCGAGAGAGACCGCAGGAAUGGGAAGAGACUUUGCAUCAAGAGGAAGAGGCAAUUUAUCAAGAGGAGGAAGAGGAGGUUUGCCGAGAGGAAGGGGAGGAUCACCGAGAGGAAGAGGUGGCAGAGGAGGGUCACCAAGAGGUGGAGGUACAAGUAUGAGGCUGAGGUCACCACCACCAGGCUAUUCUUCUCAACGCAAUGCGUUUUCUUCAUCAAAGCGAGGUGGCUCAUCACCUUCAGGGUUCCCGGCUAGAGGACGAGGCGGAAUAGGAGGUGCAAGAGGUUCUUCAGGUCAACGGCCCCUGGAAUUUGGUGGUGGACGUCAAUUCAGCGGCCCAAAAUCAGAAAAGCAAGUUUAUCAUGCAUUUUAUGAGUACCUCGAUUUGACACAACUUCGAAAAGUUUUAACUGAUUAUGUGAGCGCAGUAGAAGAAAUCUUUGAAAAAAAUCAGAUUCGGUUCAAUCAAUCUAACGUCACAGAGAAUUUCCAAAGUUAUAUCAAUCAAGAGGUCUUCACUGGUGGGUUCCCAUUUGAAGGGUUCAGAGAAAUUCUUGCGCGGUUCUUAUACAAGUCCAUGUCAAAGCUGAAAAAGAAGAAAGUGUUUGACCAUUUGGAAGAACCACUGGUGGAUAUAAAAAAAGUGAAUAUUGUCACCCCUCAUGGCUUUGAGCUUCGAAAUUUAAUUCACAGAGUUUCAAAUAUAAGACCUGAUCUAAUUCGCAAUUAUGUUGCUAAAAGCUUUAUCCAAAAACAAAAACCAGGUAGAGUUGCAAUGGCUUCAAGGAUGAGCAUCAAUAAAGACGUCUUUAGUCCAUCAGAAUUUGGAGGAGGUAAGGCUUCCAAUAGGAAAAGAUCAUUGGCGUCCCUUGAUACCGGGGAUCAUCUGCCCAAUAGAGAAGGAGAUAUGUUUUCCGAUCGAUACCAUAUGCUGAAUACACCAGCUGAUCAAAGAAGGAAAUCUCCUAGAAUAGUGCCUGAUGAGAUCAUUCAUGAUCCAAUAAAUAUCAAACCACCAAAGAAGGUGGGAUAUCCUGUUAUCAGCUUUGAUGAUUCUUUUUCGUUCUUGGUCAAAGAAUUUGAUUUCAAGCAUGCUGAGGAUACAAAACUUGAGGAGUUCUUUAUUGCUCUACGGAAGCGAAUCGAAAUAAUUAAGUCAGAUACUGAGAAAUUCAGGGUUAACCAAGAUUUCCAAGGUGCAUACUUUGGUAACUUAGAGCCGGAUCCCGAUUUUUCGAGCCAUGACUUUGUCAAGCUCGACAGCACUGGAUCUUACAGAGGAUUCACUGAAACAGAAAGAGAAGAUUUGUACGCGAUUCCAAAAACCCUGAGAGAAAGUAUAAACUUUGAUGAUGACGAAAACGCUAAGAAAAAAGUGUUUGAAGAAUAUUUCAAAGAUGGGUAUCUUGAGUCGCAACUCCAGAUAGGAGAUAAGAAUCUUGAAUCUAUAAAAAAGGCAUUAUGUUUGGGUUCUAGCUUAUACUGGACCUGCAAGAGCUUGUCUUUGUUCAAUCCUAAUUUCUGUUUUAGUCCGAUAAUGGGCUCUUUAUUGAAAAAUUCUUUCAGAUUUACCAGUAGUAAGAAUAUCGUUACCUUCUAUUCCCCUGUUGUGAACUUGGUUAGGUCGGUUUUGAAAAACUCAAAUAUUUUGAGGUAUCUUGAAAGCAAGCAAUAUAGAAAAGAGUUUUAUUUCAAAUCUAAAAUCUAUCAAGAGGCUGUUUCUAAGGAAUUUGAAGAUACUAUUUAUCUUUAUUUUAACAUAUAUGCAAAAGAACUAAAAAGUGGGAUGCCUGGUGCAAAAAACUGCUGUUUACUUCAUUCUAUCAUCAAUCUUCCACCCGAGGUGCGUAUGUCUAGUAAAUUCAAAAUCGUGAAUUGUGUCACUCAAAAGUUUAGAGAAAUGUUGGACUUUAGCUUGUUGGAAAUUGCCGUAUUUAAUGAUCAAAUGGAAAACAAUUGGCUUAUUGAUGGUCAAAAAAUCCGUCUAGUUCCAAUUAUCAGUACCAGUGACCAGACGACUCAAGAUUUGAUGUUCUCAACAACCAAGAAACAGUGCAAAAUUUGCGAUAGUUUUAUUGAUGGGGAUAUUUCUUGCACACCAUAUCCAAGUGAUGAAGUUCAGGAAUCCUCAGACUUUACUCCGACUACUUCAAAAUUGAAAAAUCAUUUCACUAAUAAAUGGCAAGCUAUCACUGAUCCACUCGUUCUAAAGAUCAAUCAGUUCAAUGUUCUUUUCAAUUUUCUCCUGUCAGCAUUAGAUAAUGAGGGUAAGAAAUUGAUCAAUGAUAUUGCGAAGUCAAUUGUGUGUCCCGUUGAGUAUUUAUAUCCGGAAGAUAGUACAAGACCUCGGAAGAUCCUUGGCAAUAUUUUGCCUCCAACUAACUUAAAAGGGCAAGAUUAUGAUCUUGCAAUUGCUAUUUUACCCAUAAUAGUGUUUGAAUUGAAGGAUUUGGUGAAUGAUGAAAUCAAGGCGAUUUUAUUGAUGUUUUUCGAGUUUCAAAUGAUUUUAAAAAAAGACCGUUAUAGAAAGUCAGAGCGUCUUUACGUUUUGAAUUUCCCACAUAUGUUUUUUGAAACACUACGAAAAGGUCUUCCUGCUAACAAUCCUCAAAACAAAGGUUUUUACUCGACUUCGUUUCAUACUUGUUAUCAUAUUGCAGAACUAGUGCAAUCUAUUGGGCCAUUAGCAGUUUACGAGGACCAAGGUGUUUAUGAAGAAAUCAAUUUUGUCCACCAGUUGCUCAUUUCAAGCCGCUUCUUGCCACAGGUAUAUAACUAUAAAUUGGCCACCUACAAUAAUUUAAAGCAUCACGAUAUUAUAAAUUGGGAAUCGCCCGCUAGCUCAGCCAAAUUACUGAAAAGUUUCUUCGUUACCGCUGGAGAGCAUUUAUUGGAAAUAAAAAACUAUGAGACAGAUGGUAAAUUGACUGGCAAUAUCAUUGAUCCAUCAAAAUACACCCUUUUCAGUGGCUGCUCGUCAGAUGAAAAAACCAAACAAAUUUUGUACGCCACCAUUGAUUCUUCUCAGGAAUACCAUCUCAAUCAAAUAACCAUUCUGUCAGCCGGAGUUGGUAGUGUUUUUUACAGUUCUGACUUUAUUAAAAAGGAUGCCGGGAAGUAUGGUAAUUAUUUCAGCAGCACGCAAAAGUUAAUGUUGAUUAGAUGUGUCUAG